Molecule: messenger RNA, 5160 nt
Organism: Corythoichthys intestinalis (scribbled pipefish)
Lineage: Eukaryota; Metazoa; Chordata; Actinopteri; Syngnathiformes; Syngnathidae
Gene: capn1
Product: calpain 1
Exons: 21
Coding region: 213-2330 (705 amino acids)
Biological process (GO): proteolysis
Cellular component (GO): cytoplasm
Molecular function (GO): calcium-dependent cysteine-type endopeptidase activity; calcium ion binding
Source: RefSeq, a predicted model, not a curated record
UCCCUGUCGCGCAUGCGCACCUCAACGCCACGGACAAGCACGGCCAAGGGAGGCAAAAACCAGAAGGGGACCGGGGAAGAAAGCAAAAGAAGACAAGUCAGGGGGUGGAAAACACCAAAAAAAGAGGAAAAAGGAAGGUGCGGCGCCACAUUCCGAAGAUCCUGACAGGCGGAUCGUGAUUCGUUCACACCAUUUACCGGACCCCACCCGCCAUGGUGGAACCCAUAUGUGCCACCGGCGUGGCGGCGCAGCUGCGUAGUCAACGAGACAGGCAGGAAGGUCUGGGCCAGAACGACAACGCCGUCAAGUUCCUGGGUCAGGACUAUGAGUCAUUGCGUGCGCGAAGCCUCCAGAGCGGGAAGCUCUUUGAGGACCCCUACUUCCCCUGCGCUGCCUCCUCUCUGGGCUUCAACGAGCUCGGACCCAGGUCGUCCAAGACCUACGGCGUGCGCUGGAUGAGGCCCACGGAACUGUGCAAGCGUCCCGCCUUCAUCGUGGACGGAGCGACCCGAACUGACAUCUGCCAGGGAGCUCUGGGGGACUGCUGGCUGCUGGCAGCCAUCGCUUCGCUGACCUUAAACAACAACCUCCUGCACCGGGUGGUCCCGCACGGACAGGGUUUUGAGCAGGGCUACGCAGGAAUCUUCCACUUUCAGUUCUGGCAGUUCGGCGAGUGGGUGGAGGUGGUGAUCGAUGACCGUCUGCCGGUCAAGGACGGCAAGCUGCUCUUUGUCCACUCUGCAGAAGGUGGAGAAUUCUGGAGUGCGCUGAUAGAGAAGGCCUACGCCAAGUUGAACGGUUGCUACGAGGCGCUGUCGGGAGGCAGCACCUCCGAAGGCUUCGAGGAUUUCACCGGCGGCGUGACGGAAAUGUUCGAGCUGAACAAGGCGCCCUCUGACCUCUUCAGCAUCAUGGGCCGCGCCAUCGAGAGAGGCUCGCUGCUGGGCUGCUCCAUCGAUAUCACCAGCACUAGAGAUAUGGAGGCGGUCACCUUCAAGAAGCUGGUCAAGGGACACGCUUACUCCGUGACAGGCUUGGACGAGGUGGUCUACCGCGGAAACCUAACCAAGCUGGUCCGUAUCCGGAACCCGUGGGGGGAGGUGGAGUGGACCGGCGCUUGGAGCGACAAUUCUCGCGAAUGGGACAACGUGGACCGCGGGGUCCGCUCCCGGCUGCAAAACCGUAGCGAGGACGGUGAAUUCUGGAUGUCCUUCAGCGACUUCCUGCGCGAGUUCAGCCGUCUGGAAAUCUGCAACCUGACCGCAGACGCGCUCCAGCACAGCCAAAUGAAGACCUGGAGCUCGUCGCUUUACCCGGGCGAAUGGAGACGGGGCAGCACGGCCGGAGGAUGCCGAAACUAUCCGGCGACCUUUUGGCUGAACCCUCAAUUCAAGUUGCUGCUGCAGCAUCCCGACUCGCCCGGCGCAUCGGACUGCAGCUUCUUGGUGGCACUCAUGCAAAAGGACCGCAGGAAGAAGAGGCGGGAAGGCAAAGACAUGGAGACCAUUGGCUUCGCCGUCUACGAGGUUCCCAGCGAGGCUAAAGGGCAGACGGGAGUCCACUUGAAGCAGAACUUCUUCCUCACGCACGCUUCCAGCGCUCGCUCGGAACUCUUCAUCAACUUAAGGGAAGUCAGCUCCCGUUUACGUCUUCCGGCCGGCGAGUACGUCAUCGUGCCGUCCACCUUCGAGCCCCACAAGGAGGCGGAUUUCGUUCUGCGCGUUUUCUCCGAGAAGCCCGCCGACUCAGAGGAGCUGGAUGACGACGUGGUGGCCGAUCUUCCCAGCGAGAACUAUUUGGACGAGAGUCAGAUCGAGGCGGGCUUCAAGAGUCUCUUCCGCCAGUUGGCUGGUGCGGACAUGGAAAUCAGCAUCAACGAGCUGCAGACCAUCCUGAACCGCAUCAUCAGCAAGCACAAAGACCUGAAGACGGACGGCUUCACCAAGGAGGCGUGUCGUAGCAUGAUUAACCUCAUGGAUACGGACGGCAGCGGGAAGCUGGGCCUAGUGGAGUUCCACGUGCUGUGGGAGAAGAUUAAACGCUACCUGACCAUUUUUAGAAACUACGACCUGGACAAGUCUGGCAGCAUGAGUUCUUACGAGAUGAGGAUGGCGCUGGAGUCGGCAGGCUUCAAGCUGACCAAUCACCUGUUCCAGCUCAUCAUCCUGCGCUACACCGAGGAAGACAUGGCCGUGGACUUUGACAACUUUGUGACGUGCCUGGUGCGCCUGGAGUCCAUGUUCAAAACCUUCAAGGUCAUGGACACGGACGCCGACGGCGUCAUCUCGCUCAACUUCUCUCAGUGGCUCUCCCUGACCAUGUUCGCCUAGAUGGCGGCGAGUGGCGCCUUCUCAAGCUGCGACCUCAUCGCCGCAACCAAUUGUUACGGAGCAGAGGUGUCCACCUCCUUUUAGUUCGGCUUUCACCUUAAAUGACUGUGAAAACCACGCAAACAUAUCGUCACCUCAUCACGUUACUUACAAUCACCUCUGCAAUUAGUCGCCAAAAGUUAGGGCUGACUUCAGAAUGACCCUUAAAUGCGCUCUGAUCUUAAAAGUACCUUAUCUAAACUUUUACACGUCUAACAACUUGAUAUUUCUCUUAAAGGAGAAGUUCAGAAUUUCGACUUAUCCGGGUUUUAAUUAGUCGUUGGAGUUGAUUUCAACAAAUUUGUGCAGUUUGUUAGUUUUAGGGCUCUGGAGUGGCUAAGCUAGCGCGAGUCAGUGGUCCCGUCUUAGCAUGGCAAUGAAAAACAACAUAAUUUUGUCUAGUUUUAGUCGAUGUUUGUGUUGGAAUUUGACCUUUAAGACAGACUGCUGGAAUCCCGUCAUUCAAACUGCCGGAACCGCGCUUGCGGCACAAUCAGACAACCUGGCCAAAAGGCCAAACUCCGCACGCUCACCUUAGUUGAAACAAAUUUGCGCAGUUUGUUAGUUAUUUAUUAGUUUCAGGGCUCCAGAGUGGCUAAGAUAGCCUGAGUCAAUGAUCCCGUUUUAGCGUGCCAAUAAAAAACAACAAAUGCGCGCAUGUAAAUCACCGAUGACCCUUGCAAUCGUUGGCCAGUGUUGUUUUUGCCAGCCCUUUUAAUUUUCGUCUUAGUCUUCUGGACGAUAACAUUUAUUAGUCUUCGUCAUCUCAAAAUGUGUCUUCGUCUAGUUUUUGUUGACGAAAACUCGACUAAUUUUGUCUAGUUUUAAGCCAGAUUGCCGGAAUCACGCCAUUCAAACCGCCGGAACCGCGCUAGCGCAAUUUCAACAACUUGGGCCGGCACAAUCCGACAACCUGGCCAAAAGGCCAAACUUUUUUCACCUUAGUUAUUUUUUAAAAUUUUUUUAAUGUUUUUUAAACCUGUCCUAUUCAGCUGUUUGACACAGAGAAUGGAAGUCGAAGUGUCUGGUUGCUCUGAACAGUUUUAAUUUUUCACAUUAAGAGUAUGACAUUCUCCCAUUGUGAUCAUGCAACAUACCUCGUUUAUUAUGACAAAGAAGCGAACAGGAAGGGGUUAUGGGGGAACACAAGAAAAGAAACACAAACAACAACAAGGAAUACAUUUGAAUGCCUACCUUAACUAUGAAUAUGUUGGUGCUAUUGUCAGCCAAAUGUAUUUCCGGUUGACACCAUGUGGGGUCCUGUUGACCAGGGAAAGAAGGGGAGGAGGGUGGGGGGAGUCUAUAAGACAAGUGUUUAAGAGGGGUGGAAUGUACACAAUCAGCUCUGUGAUCUAGAAACCAGUAACUGUGUGAAUCACUUGUGAGUGUAAGUGCGUCGGCAACUGAUCCUGCGCCUCAAAAGUGAGAUAAUUUGCCGGAUGACACGAAAUUACAUCUGUUAUAAGCGUUCAUUAAUGCUCAUGACAGUGUUGUGUGUUAAUUAUGAUGGUCUUAUGACAGUCUUACGGUGCCACUGUCAUAUAAAGUGUUGCCAAAUAUCAAUUAAUGAAACAACUGGAACAGUAACUGAAGAAAUAAGUAACACAGAACAUGAAUUUUGAUUGUUUACAUCUGUAGCGCUGCAAUGCAUGUUAGGAGGCAUGUUGGAGGACAACAGUGUUGACAGCAGGUGGCAGCAGAGGUUGACUGUCUCCCCCAAAGGGAGCAGUGAUGGCCAAAUGAAGCUUUUUAAAACAAUGAAUCGUUGCAGUCAAUUGGUUCAAGGCUUCAUGGUGGUUCAUUUGGUCUUCUGGCAGUCUCAUGAUGCCGCUGGUUAAUAUCUUUUGGUGUAAAUAUCCCAUAAUACAUUGAGGACAGCUGCGGCUUCUAGUCCGGUGCGGCUUAUCUAUGAACAAAUGCUGUUUUUGUGUCAAAUUCGUGGGGUGGCGGCUUAUUGUCUGGUGCGCCUUACAGUGCAAAAAUCAUGGUAGUGCUGGUGAAAGUAAUACAGACCCCUCAAGAUGUAAAAGGGGUGUCAUUCAACUAGUUGUCAGUCAACAUUUCAUCUAAAAUGUUAUGAAAAUAUUUUGUAAAGGUUGAAAAGUUACCUGGUGUUGCUUUAACAUUGUUUUUUAUUGGCAUGCUAAUGCAGGACCAUUGACUCGCGCUAGCUUAGCCGCUCCGGAGCCCUGAAACGAAUAAAUAACUAACAAACUGCACGGAAUUUGUUGAAAUCCAACUGAUUAAACCACCGCUAACUCGAAGAUGAACCUAAACGGCAUGAAUUCAUGUAAAAAUGAUCCCGUUUUGACCAUCCGCGUGCCUUCUGCGAGACUUCAGUUCUCGCUAACAGCCUACCGAAAGCGCUUUUCGACACAAUCAAAUUAGAAGUUACCUGUUAAAGUGAGAGUGGAUUUACGGGUCAUCCUAAUUAUUGUUCCGCCAAAUCCUUUGUUUUUCAGUAUUGUUCAAGCCAAUUUGAAAAUGGUGUCAAAAAAAUGAUGUCAUAUAUUUUUAAAGGGAAGCUCUUUUGUUACCGAUUGUUAGCCAAAAUCAAAAGAACUGGCUAAGCUAGAAACAUCAUCUUUGCUUUAGCCGGCCGUGCAAAAUGGGCCCAGGUUUUGCCACUUUGCCAAUGUUAACCUUUUUCUACUCAAGUGCCAUCGACAAAUCAUGGCUACAGGCCUUUGCUGUUUCUUGUGCCAAUUUUGCGGGGCUCUUGACCUCAACAAUAUGCAUGUGUAUGUUUUUUAAUGGUGGGAAUAAAAUCAAACACUUUUGUAGCUCUGAA